Messenger RNA from Pocillopora verrucosa, 1757 nucleotides. RefSeq names its product aurachin B dehydrogenase-like. Lineage: Eukaryota; Metazoa; Cnidaria; Anthozoa; Scleractinia; Pocilloporidae. The record is from RefSeq and is a predicted model, not a curated record.
CAUCUGUUUUUCUUCGAGUCACAUAAGAGUUUCGCUCGAGUAUUUCUUAUUGAGUCUGUGCACACCUUUUGGUUUCGUAUCUCCUUCAUGCAUGAUAGAAAAUAGCGAAAAACUCGAAGGUCUGCGGCGGGCCCAUUGGAGAAGAUUUUAUGCCAAAGAUAAUGGCAUCAAAACCAAAAGUUUUGAUACUUGGCGGAUUGGGAUUUGUUGGCCGCAACCUUGUGUGCUACCUUGUUGAGCACAAGCUGUGUUCGAAGAUUAGGGCUGUUGAUAAAGUUCCACCACAAACAGCUUGGUUGAAUGAAAGACAUAAAGCAGCAUUUAAUCAUGAAAGUGUGGAAUUUAAGAGUGCCAAUCUCAUUCAUCCUGCUAGUGUAGAGUCAGCUUUCCGUGACUCUGGAGAUGAUUUUGAUAUUUGUAUAAACUGUGCUGCAGAGACCAGAUAUGGACAGUCUGAGGAGGUUUAUGCAGAUGGGGUGUUCAAACUGAGCAUAAAUUGUGCAAAGCAAGCACGGGAAAGUAAUGUGAAGAGAUACAUUGAGAUUUCCACAGCUCAGGUGUAUUCCUGCGAUAAGGGCAUAAGUAACGAAGACAGCAAGAAAUCACCAUGGACACACAUUGCAAAAUACAAGCUGAUGGUGGAACAAGAAAUAGCCAAACUUGAUGGAUUAAACUUUAUUGUUGUUAGACCAGCAAUUAUUUAUGGAAAAGCUGACAGGCAAGGACUGAUGCCAAGGUUAAUUAUUGGUGCUGUUUAUAAGCAAAUGGAGGAGAAAAUGAAGCUGCUUUGGACUAAGGACCUGAAGAUGAGCACUGUUCAUGUCAUUGAUGUUUGUCGAGCACUAUGGCAUCUGACCAGCCAUGGCAGCAGUGGUGAUGUGUUCAACUUAGCCGACAAGAGUGACACCUCCCAGGGAAGUAUCACAGACAUUGUUUGUGAGAUAUUUGGAAUUGAACACGACUAUUUUGGAACGGUUUUAUCCAAUAUGGCACGGCUGAACAUGGCAGGCACUGUUGAUGAUUCCAACGAAAAACACUUGGAGCCUUGGUCUGCAGCUUGUGAGAAAGAUGGUAUCCACAGUACCCCCCUUAGUCCUUAUUUGGAUCAGGAACUUCUUUAUGAUAAUCACUUGUUCGUCAAUGGAUCAAAGAUCGAAGAAUCGGGUUUUAGCUACAAUUAUCCCGAACUUACACCGGAAUUGCUUAAGGAGGUUCUUGAUGAUUAUGUUGAAACAGGGUUAUUUCCACCUUCGUUGGUCCAUGCAAGAUGAUGACGACAUGAUGGCGAUUCGCUAAAUUAAAUAAUUCCUCACGUGACUUCUGAUCAUCUAGAGGGAAACCGAGAAAAGAAAUGAUUAGUUUGAAUCCCAAUAAUCUCGCCAGGGAAUCUGAUUGUAAUGUCAACUAAUAACUAAAGGUUCCUUCCCUGGCGGCAAAUCUUCUUUUGCCGGGAUGUUUCGAUAAUUCAGUGGCGGAUCUAUAGGAGGGGCGCGGGGGACCCGGGCCCCCCUCCUUAUUUUGAGGAGAAAAAAAUUAGGAUCGCAGAAGGAAGAAAAGCCGGCAGGGCAAGCGACAAAAAACUCAAGGUCUCGAUCCGCCAAUGUAAUUGACUCGUCAAACAAAAUAUAAUGACCACAACCUGUGGAAACCUGGUUCGAGAUAACUUGUGUUAUAGUGUUUUUGUUUUCGUUUUGUCAGGAGACACGAGUAAGGCAUGUAGCUUUUGAAUGUUGCUUGAAAUAAACGCCGUUGUUCUA